Molecule: messenger RNA, 1140 nt
Organism: Dovyalis caffra
Lineage: Eukaryota; Viridiplantae; Streptophyta; Magnoliopsida; Malpighiales; Salicaceae
Source: the annotation of a GenBank genome assembly
AUGGCUUACGUUCCUCCACACAAGCGAUAUACAAAGUAUGUGGGAAGGUCAUCCCCAUUUCCAGAGUCACUAGCUCCUCUGUUUAAGAGAAAUAUGAAUUUGAGAGCAUCCAAUUUUAAUAAAGACAGGAGUGGAAAGAUUGUUUAUGCAGACCACGCCAUAUCUAAAUGGUUUGCUGUUGGUUUGGAUGAUGAUGACCAGUUUCCUCCUUAUGUGCAUCUCAAGCCGAUUUCCUUCGAAUUUUUUGAGCGUAAAAAUGGAGAAAAGCCUCUAGUCUUGGUAAAUAGUCCUGUAACUGAAGAGAAUAGCGAACCGGAAAGGAAUUGGUCCAGAAGUCCAUGGGAGAUUAUAGCGGAAAAAGUAAAGAAAGAACUACUCUCUUCUUUCGAAAAUUUGAAGAGUGAAACGGAUUGCCAGAGUUUAGAAAAAGUAAAGCCAACAUUGGUUGCUCGAUUGGGCAAAUUUCUUUUUCAUGGGAGCCAUUCAAUGAGUCUAGAGAGUGUCAACAAAAUUCAAGUUGAAGAAGCCAUUUUGAGACAACUGAAAAGAUCAUUUUACACAAAUAUUCCUUCUUCGUAUAUGGAAAAUAUUACAGAUGGAGUGGUCCCAGUGAUUGGAGUUGAUUUUGAAGAGGAGAAAGACAUUUACCAUGUAAAGUUGUCUGAUAAUACACGGCCAGAUGCAACUGUUUCAUGCAAAUGUAGUGUAACGGAAAAUAAAAAACUUCUCCUCUACAAGGUUGAACUAAAUCAAGUGCGCCAGAUGGUCGUAGACAUAUCAUGCCUUGAUAAGAAUCUAGACCUGCGGCUAAUGCUUUGCACCAAGAGGAUCUUAACAACUCUCACUGAUGAUGAGAUGAAUAGCAUCAGAGACCUGAUCAAUUCUGCAGUUCUAGAUUCAGAUACAAAGGGUGGAUUAAGGUGGUCCCUGGGGAAGGCAUCUUCUGGCGGUAGAUACAGUGUCGUCGGGGUUUGGCACACAAUAACCAAAGCCUACAAAAGUUCAUCAUUUAGGCUUAAAGUAAGACAUGCCGAUCGAUUUUAUUUUAGGAGUGGAAAUGGGGAAGCUACAAGAGAGAUUUAUCUGAAGUUGAGAAGAGUUGUUUCAGAAAUACAGGCAAGUUCCUUUGAUUGGCUUUGA